GAAUUUCAGUUAGAUAUAAACGAUCGAGGAAUACUCGAGCGAUCAGAGCAAAGUCGUAUGUAAUAGAUCUGCGAGGUUGCCCUGACUAUUAUGAGGCUGGCAAUCACUGUAAACAUCUGCGUAAGAAGGAAUCAAGUAACAAUACGUUAAUUAGCGCUCGUCAAACAGGCUCAAUGUUAUCUCAAUUCGAACAUGAUUACAUUAGAUGUUAAAGGAGUUACCAAUCUCGAUGAGUUCUACCUAUCCCACUAAAUUAAAUGCUUCGGAAAUACCAGAGAUGCUGGGCUUGCGUUAACAAAAAGCGGACAUUGAAUGCAUAUAUAUUCAUAUACUUACACAAAAAGGAUAUCACAGUUAUAAAGCUGACACAUGGCCCUGUCAUAUUAUGUUAGAACGUUUAUCCCCCGAAGUCAAAUGCUAACAGACUCUGUCGAGAUUGAGUAGGAGGGUGAACGUGUUAAGUUAUUGUUGGAUGCAUCGGAUCGAUAGAACUCUAGAACCGUCUGAAAGUUCCAAAGGCGAAAUCAUCUAGAAACUAACAUGAAUACUUUAUAGUAAUAUCGCUUACCUCAGUCAGUCUAUAGAAAAACUAAUUAGAGAGUAAGAUAACGUUAGAGCGCAAGUCAAGACAUCUUAUGCGAGCUAUCAAUCUAAACCCUAUAAUCUGAGAUAAUGAUGGCAUUGCGCGUCUUCUGCUAGCAUUUAAGGAUUAAAAGAAAUAUUUACAAAGAUUGUGAAAUAAAUUGAGGAUCAAAUAUUCGAUAUUAGGAUAACCUCGUUCUCCCCAGGUCAGUAACUACUUGAUUUAUCGAUCUAUGGGUCAAGUCUGUUGAUACGCCAAUCAAUAUGUAUCGACACGUAAUAAGUACGGAACGGCGUCGGAGGCCUUACAAAAGGAGUGCCUCGACCCCGGAGAUGGCAUCGAAAAGCCUGGCUGAAGCGAUGAGUCAAAUCGAAUGUGAACUUUUGCCUGUGACAGCAGAGCAGGAUGAGACCAUACUUGAGGAUGAUAGUAGUGAGGAGAUCAAUGAGUGCUCUAAGUUGUUGAAACAUAACGAGCUUGUGGAUAGCAAAACUAUGGCGAGUGCUGCACACACAAAAAGUCCUAAUGUAGCUCUGGAGACAGCAAAAAAGGAGAAACGAACUAGAUUUCAACCUCAUAACUCUCAUGGAUAUAUGGAUAUUCAUAAGGAAACUGAAACAAAUCUCUUGCUCAACCCCGAACACUUGGAAAAUGUGGGGACGUCAAGUACGCUUCUAAACAGAGUGAAACAGAAAUUAAAAUACAAAGUUUUGAGGGCAAGUGAAGUAGUCAUGCUCCAAACCCAGUCGGAUAUUACUGGAACAAGUCAAAGAUUCAGCUUGGAUAAAAGUGCAAUUGCGAUGCAUGAUUUGAACGCGAAUAAGCGUCUACAACGGAGCAACAGUACGCUUUCACGAACCAGGUUUCAGACAGAACCUGCCACGUCAUUAGAUAGACGCUCGAGUUUGAAAGAACAGCGAAAAAGCAGUUUUCGCCGAUAUCAUACAACAUCCUGUCAAAGUCCAAUUGAAAUACUCUCUAAUGAUAUGAAAGCAGCGUCUUUGAAACCACGUAAUGAUGAAGGUAUAGUUUGUUCGAGCGAAGAUCUUGAAUCGAUUUUAGUGGAUUUCAAGAAAACUAGUUCAAAACGACCUCCUAACAGAGCCAUGUCAAUGGACACAAGUGUUGUAAAGAAGCCAUCUGACAAACCACGAUCAGUAGAUCGCUCAAUAUCUUGCCCAAAUUCUGCGGCUAUCAGUCAUGCCAUGAAACUUCACAAUACUACUGUAAAUGAGACGUUAACAGAGAUGGUGGAGCCAGUUAAAGGGAGUCCUAGUCCAGGUGACGAUCAUGAAAAUUUGUAUCCAAAUGUCUUAGUGAAUAAAGGGGCUAAGCCAAAGACUCCAAAAAUGGGUAACGUUGAUCAUGGUCAUGUUGACACUCACCUUAACACAAGUGAGAGUUCUCGAAUUACAAUUGAUGGCGAUGAGAAAAUUACACAAGAUGAAGAGACUAUAAACCCUCGAAAAGCACCACCGGAAAUAGUAUUUGAUGAGUCUGGUCAGACAUGGGAUGUAUAUGGAGCAGAACUCGAUCCAGAAAUGUUAGGAUUGGCCAUCCAACGACACCUUGAGUCAAUGCUCAAUAAGAAACGACUUGCUAUGAAUGAAAUAAGUGAAAAACUUGAAAAGAUUGACAAUCCGGAAUUCAAAAAUAACAACACUUUUUCCUCGAUUUUUAAUUUCUUUUGCUUUUUAAAACCUGACAAAGGGAAAUGCUGAUACAUCGCAUCUGUUAAGCUGCUUCCUCAAUAACGCAUGGCUGGUAAAUCAAUAGUUUUUAUAGAUCUGAUCAUGGUUCGGAGCUGGUAAACAACAAAAUUCUUUCAAACCUAGUCUCUUGAAAAUAGAUUCACGAUAAAAUACAUACACUGUACGUAAGCAGACAGAAACAUAAGUUCAAUAUUCACAGAUCUCAUCGCCCCGGGACUUGCAUUAUAAUACAUAUGACUGUACAGUAUAGAUAUAUCCAUUGAGACCUAUAUGAUUCCACUCGGAAGUGUUAUUCAUUUUUGAAUCGCAUGUAUGUGUUUGACUGCUUCACCUGUGCAUUGUAUGAUGUUAUUUAAUGGUUGUGAUAUAUUCUAACAUUUCUAAUAUACACAAAGAAAAAACAAAAUAUCAAUCAUUUUCAAUUUUCUCCUGCUGUAAUGAUACAGAAAUUACACCUGGUUGCGUGGCUUCAGUUCAGAUGAUCUUGCCAUUGGAGACAAACAAAUAGUUCCAU
Molecule: messenger RNA, 2809 nt
Organism: Owenia fusiformis
Lineage: Eukaryota; Metazoa; Annelida; Polychaeta; Sabellida; Oweniidae
Source: the annotation of a GenBank genome assembly